Messenger RNA from Numida meleagris (helmeted guineafowl), 5571 nucleotides. RefSeq names its product diacylglycerol kinase kappa (gene DGKK). The transcript has 28 exons. Gene Ontology annotation, molecular function: protein binding; ATP-dependent diacylglycerol kinase activity. Gene Ontology annotation, biological process: lipid phosphorylation; diacylglycerol metabolic process; intracellular signal transduction. The record is from RefSeq and is a predicted model, not a curated record. Bases 1938 to 5297 code for a protein of 1119 amino acids. Lineage: Eukaryota; Metazoa; Chordata; Aves; Galliformes; Numididae.
CCGUGCCAUGCAUGGGGGUGUCACAAGGUCCCCCUGUCCCCCAGGCCAGGUGGCAGCGUGGCCCCUCGGCCACAUCCAGCAAUUCGCCAUGCAGGAGGCAAUGCUGGGAAGGGAACGCGUGUGGUAUCCGAGGUGGCCCCUGUGCAGCCUUAUCGGGGGGGUGGCAGCACCCCACAGACCUAAUUAGCACGGAGUUAAUGAGGGAGAGCAGAGUGCUAGGGCUCCCGAGAGUUGCCUGGCUUAGCGGCGAGGAGGGGGGACCUAUUUUUGGGUGUCCUCAGCCAUCCCCAUUGCUGAUAACAGGGGGCCUACUGAGGUUUUGGGGCCCCCACCCCACCUCUUGGGGUUGAGCGUGCCCCCAUAUGAUGGUGAUGUCUCCCCUGGGGACAGGACGGGGUGGACAUCCCAUCCCCAUCCAUGCUGCGUCCAUCCCCAUCAGCAUGCGCCCCGAAUGCCGGCUCCAUUCCCCCCCCACAUCCAUCCCAGCCCCCCACUCCCCACCCCCCAGCUCGUGGGCUGUAAUUGCGGGGCGCCCCGUGGGGCGCUUUGUGCCUGCCCUGGCGCGGAGGCGUUGAGGCCAUUGUGCUUGGUGACAAUGACAGCUGCCUGGCGCAGGUGCCCCUGCAGGGCUGAAUGGCCCCAGUGCAGGAGGGGGGUUGCUGCCACCCCCUCCUCCUCCUCCUCAUUGAGGCGGAGGGCUGCCGGUUCCCUGCGGGGCUGUGGGCAUCGAUGGGGAACUGGGGGUGGGAAUGUCCCCCACCACUGGCAGAGCAGUCCUGGGGUGUCACCCUGGGGGGUCACUUGCCGGAGUAACCCAAGGGACUACAAUGGUGGCACUGGGUUGAGAAGUGUCACCGCAGAGGUGCUGGGCUGCAAAUUGUCUCCGGGAGCUGCUGGCAGCUGCACGCACACUUUGAGGUCCCCCUGUGUGCUUGAGGCUAUCCUAUGUGCCCCCGCUCACUUCGGGGGUCUCUCUUCAAGCUUUGGGGUCCCCUGUGUUCUUUAAGGGAUCCCUUGCAGGCUCUUAGGUCCCCUGUGUGCUUAGGGAUCCUCUGCAUGCUCUGAUAUCACCUGCAUGCUUUGGGGACCCUCUGUAUGAUUUGAGGUCCCCCUCACGCCUUGGGGUCUCCUGCAUGCUUUGGAGUCCCCCUGCAUGCUCUGAGGCCCCCUAUGCGGAUUGGUGGCCCCUGCAUGCUCUGAGGUCACACGGAUACCUUGGGGUCCCUUUGUGUGCUUUGGGGUGCCCCAACAUGCUUUGGGGUCCGUCUGCAUACCUUGAGGAUCCCCCUACAUGCUUUGGGUUCCCCUGUAUUCUUUGGGAUCGUGAGGUCCCCUGUAUGCUUUGCAGUCCCCCUGUACGCUUCGGGGUCCCCUGCGUGCUGUGAGUUCCCCGCCGUGGAGACAUCCUGAUCCCAUCGGGCCCCACUGGAGACCCCACUGGUCACCCCACAGGGGUGGAUCCACGGGAUGCCACCUGCACCAGAGCCCAUCCGUGCCCCACUGCCCCGCAUCGCUCCCAGCCCGCCGGGACGUGGCAGGGGACAGGGGUACUGCCUGGGUGGCUGUGCCUGGGCCACCGAGAUAGCCCCGGUGCCAGCAGCCGGAUGUCUGCGGGGUGCCUCGCCCCGACGCAUUUUCCGUUGUGCACGAGCCGCGUCGCCGUCCCCCAUUAAUUCUGCAGCCCCUUUUCGUGCACCAGCACCGAAACCUCGCAGGGGUCCCCGCGGCGCCGGGGUUUGGGGGCUGCAGGGCUGCAGGGCACGUCCUGGGGGUGCACGGCUGCGGCCGAGCCCGGAAGGGCGCCUUGCAUUGCACAGCUGAUAAGGUUUGCAGCCACCCGCAGCCCUCUGUGUGCACCCCAACCCCGCCGGCUUUCUGGGGGUGUGGGGCUGGACCCGCCGGAGCCCGCUGCGUUCCCAUGGGGUGAUGCUGGUGAGAUGCAGAAGAGUGUGAAGGAGGGGCUGCUGCUGAAGCAGACGAGCUCCUUCCAGAGGUGGAAGCGGAGAUACUUCAAGCUGCGAGGCCGGACGCUGUAUUAUGCCAAGGAUGCUAAGUCCCUGAUCUUUGAUGAGGUGGACCUGUCCGACGCCAGCGUGGCCGAGACCAGCACCAAGAACAUCAACAACAGCUUCACAGUGAUCACGCCGUUCCGCAAGCUCAUCCUGUGUGCUGAGAACCGCAAGGAGAUGGAGGACUGGAUCGGAGCCCUGAAGUCAGUGCAGAAGUGGGAGAUCCACGAGGCCACGCAGUUCAACAUGGAACACUUCUCGGGCAUGCACAACUGGUACGCCUGCUCCCACGCCAGACCCACGUUCUGCAACGUGUGCCGCGAGGCGCUCUCGGGGGUCACCUCCCAUGGCCUCUCCUGCGAAGUGUGCAAGUUCAAAGCGCACAAGCGCUGCGCUGUCAGAGCCACCAACAACUGCAAGUGGACCACGCUGGCGUCCAUCGGCAGCGAGAUCAUCGAGGAUGAGGACGGGGUGGCCAUGCCCCACCAGUGGCUGGAGGGGAACCUGCCCGUCAGCGCGCGCUGUGCCGUCUGCGACCGGACCUGCGGCAGCGUGCGGAGGCUGCAGGACUGGCGGUGCCUCUGGUGCAAAGCCAUUGUGCACAGCGCCUGCAAGGAGCAGUUCGGCAAGAGGUGCCCCUUGGGGCAGUACAAAGUGUCCAUCAUCCCACCCACCGCCCUGAACAGCAUCGACUCGGACGGGUUCUGGAAGGCCACCUGUCCCUCCUCCUGCUCCAGCCCCCUCCUGGCCUUCGUCAACUCCAAGAGUGGGGACAACCAGGGCGUCAAGUUCCUGCGCAAGUUCAAGCAGUUCCUCAACCCUGCGCAGGUCUUCGACCUCAUGAACGGGGGCCCGCACCUGGGGCUGCGCCUCUUCCAGAAAUUCUCCACUUUCCGCAUCCUGGUGUGCGGUGGCGAUGGCAGCGUGGGCUGGGUGCUGUCCGAGAUCGACGCGCUGGGGCUGCACAAGCAAUGCCAGCUGGGCGUCCUGCCUCUGGGCACCGGUAACGACCUGGCACGGGUGCUGGGCUGGGGCAGCCUCUGCGAUGAUGACACGCAGCUGCUGCAGAUCCUGGAGAAGCUGGAGAGGGCCACCACCAAGAUGCUGGACCGGUGGAGCGUGCUGACCUACGAAGCCCCCAAGCAGUCCCCACCGGCCCUGAAGGAGGAGGAGGACGGGGACUCCAACAUCCAGGCCCACAUCUCCCACUACGCCGACUCUGUCGCCUUCCACCUGGCCAAGAUCCUGGAGUCGGACAAGCACUCAGUGGUGAUUUCAUCUGCCAAGUUCCUCUGUGGCACUGUCAAUGACUUUGUGGCUGAAGUUGGCCGUGCCUACAAGAGGGCAACUGAGAACAAGCAGGAGGCAGAGCUGAUGGCCAGGAAGUGUGCCAUGCUGAAUGAGAAGCUGGACUCGCUGGUGCGGGAGCUGACCGAGGAGGCUCAGGCCAUCGUGGUCCCCGAGGGGACCCCGCAGGGCACCCCGACCGAUGCCAAGGAGCUGGAGAAAGGCGGCUUUGCCCCCAGCCCCGUGCCCCGCAUCUUCAAAUCCAAGGAGCAGCUGAUGCUGCGGGCCAACAGCCUGAAGAAAGCCCUGCGGCAGAUCAUCGAGCAGGCCGAGAGAGCUGUGGAUGAGCAGAACAAACAGACCCAAGCAUACCAGGCCACCGCGGUCCCCAGCAAGAAGGACAGCUCGGAGGAGCUCAACAAGGAGGAGGAGCGGCUCUGCUCUCGGCGGGAGACGGUGACCUCGGCCACCUCGUCCAUCCUCCUGGAGCGGCCGGACACCUUUGGCAGCUUGCAGUUCCCCGAGGACCCCGGUGUGCUGCACUUCUCGGAGAAAUGUGUCAUGAACAAUUACUUCGGCAUCGGCCUGGAUGCCAAGAUCUCGCUGGAGUUCAACAACAAGCGGGACGAGCACCCCAAGAAGUGCAGCAGCCGCACCAAGAACAUGAUGUGGUAUGGGGUGCUGGGCACCAAGGAGCUGCUGCAGCGCACCUACAAGAACCUGGAGCAGCGGGUGCAGCUGGAGUGCGACGGGGUACCCAUCUCGCUGCCCAGCCUGCAGGGCAUCGCCGUGCUCAACAUCCCCAGCUACGCCGGGGGCAUCAAUUUUUGGGGCGGCACCAAGGAGGACAACAACUUCGGCGCGCCGUCCUUUGACGACAAGAAGCUGGAGGUGGUGGCUGUGUUCGGCAGCAUCCAGAUGGCCGUGUCGCGGGUCAUCAACCUGCAGCACCACCGCAUCGCCCAGUGCCGCGUGGUGAAGAUCACCAUCCGCGGGGACGAGGGCGUUCCGGUGCAGGUGGAUGGGGAAGCGUGGAUCCAACCGCCCGGCGUCAUCCGGAUCCAGCACAAGAACCGGGCGCAGAUGCUGACCAGGGACCGGGCGUUUGAAAGCACCCUGAAGUCGUGGGAGGACAAACAGAAGGGGGAGAGCUACCGUACUGCCGCGCGGCCGCGGCUCAGCUCGCAGCAGUCCAUGGAGUACCUGACCGAGGAGGAGAGCAGCCUGCUGCAGCAGCUGUCACGCGUGGCCGAGACCCUCAUCGCCAGGAUCCGCGAGGCAGCCAAGGCGCACAAAGGCGUGGAGCAGGAGCUGGCGCACGCCGUCAACACCAGCACCUCGGCGCUGAGCGACGCGCUCUGCAACAAAGGCACCGGCACCUCUGAGUUUCUCAGCAGGAACGCAGCCGUGGAGGUGGUGCUGAGCAUCAAAGCGCUCUAUACCGAGACCAGAGCGUUCCUGGAGGGGAAGGCGGUGAGUGUGGGGCCCGGGACCCCUCCGAGCCCCCCAGCCCAGUUGUCCCCCCCACCAGCAGGUGGCAGUGGGGCUGGGGACGGUCCCUGUCCCCCGCAGCUGGACUCACCCCAGGAGGAGGAAGUGCUGCAGGGCCCCCUGAGUGCGCUGGGCCAGGAGCUGCAGCGGCUGCUGGACAUCCACUGGUUGGGACCCAUCGCCCACCCCAGCGAGGAGGAGAGCACCAGCAGUGCCAAUAAAGGCAGCUUCAAGCUUCGCCUCAACAUCCCCAAGCCCAGGAAGGACAAGGCACAGAAGCAAAAGAGCAACAGUGCGCUCCCAGCGGACAAGUGGGGUGCUGAGGAGGUGGCUGCCUGGCUGGAAACACUUGGGUUAGGGGAGUACAGAGAAAUCUUUAUCCGGCACGACAUCCAGGGCUCAGAGCUGAUCCUGCUGGAGAGGAGAGACCUGAAGGACCUGGGCAUCACCAAAGUUGGCCACAUGAAGAGAAUCUUGCAAGCCAUUAAGGAGCUCAGCAACCCACCCUAGGCUGCCAGGAGCUGGGGGGGGCCUGGGUCCCUGCUGCCCCCUGUGUGCGUGUGUGUGGAGCCCUCCCCCCCCACCCCCGCUUGCCUUGCUUUGUCUGUUUGUCCCCCAGCAUCCCUGGAGCUGCUGCUUCUCUCUGAGCCUCAGGGGCUGGAGGCACCAACGGUGCAGGGUCACUACAGGAGCCAGGGAGCUGGGCUGCAGUAUGGGGCCAAAGCAAAAAGAUCUCCCCCUUUCCCUACGUCGGUAUUUAAGCUGUGUAAAUAUUUGGAGAAAA